Molecule: messenger RNA, 991 nt
Organism: Caenorhabditis sp. 36 PRJEB53466
Lineage: Eukaryota; Metazoa; Nematoda; Chromadorea; Rhabditida; Rhabditidae
Source: the annotation of a GenBank genome assembly
AUGAUGCACUAUACAUUUGCCCCAAUUGCUACCUGUGUCUACGUGCCAGUGUACCACGUGGUUCCCGUCAUCCCAGUGCACAAUCCGGUGCCCGUUUUUGAGCCGGUAAACGAGAAGCUUCUGCUUAAUGCGGAACAACUUUUCAAUUUCGGAUUUCCAUGUGUAGUGUUUGGAAAUGUAGUCAUUAAAGAGAACGAGUUUCAGAGAAACCGAAACAUGUUCUACGCGCAAAAUGGUAAGUUUCAAACAAGAUUUCCAAUCGUUUCUAUUCAAUAUCUCGUUUUCAGAUCGAAUCCGAGUGUGCACGCGUUGCCAGUACGCCUAUCAAGUUGCGAGCGACGGACAUCAGAGACGAGCCGAUUCGAUUGUUUGCAUGAGUAGAAACGGUGAGUUCAACUACCAUAUUACAGAUCAGCAACCGGAGGAAAAACUGAAAAUGUUCGUGAGGGCACCGAAAGUGAGCCUCCACAAUGAGCAUCAGUCCGAUCGGUUGUUCGCCAUCGACGUGGAGAUGGUUUACACGAGCAGAGGACAGGAGGUAGGUCGGGUGACUAUGGUGGAUCAGAGCGGGAAGGUGCUGGUGGACACGCUCGUGAAGCCACAAGAUCCCGUGUUCGAUCCGGUCACAGAGUUCUCCGGGCUCACGCUGGAGGACAUGGAAAAGGCCACUUUGUCUUUGGACUGUGCCCGUCAGAUGCUCUUUCAGUACCUCAACGAGAAGAGCGUUCUGGUGGGCCACGGGCUGAACGGGGACCUCAAAGCACUCGGGAUAAUCCAUUCCAGAAUCAUCGACUCUUCGAUCCUCUACGCCCACACGAACCGUCGACCGGCACUUCGCAACUUGACCGAUCAACUGCUGGGGUACCAGAUUCAGAAUGGAUUCGGACAUUGCUCGGAAGAGGACGCGUUGGCGUCACUGGAUCUCGUCUACUUUGCUCUUCGGAACCCUCAACACUUGGCGCCGGCGUUUGCGAAGAAAUUGAUCUGUUAA